AUGCUGGUUACCUAUUUGGAAGCCAGCCGGGACCUUUGCAAGACGGACUCAAUUCUUUUUGGCAACGCACUGGCAGUCUGCCGUAUUAUAGGCGCCAAACUUUCCACGGCUGGACGCGCUACUGGACAAAGUAGUGCUAUCCCAGCCUGGAGAACAAGAAUUGAAGAACGUAUCGCAAAGGCUAGGGCCCUCAUCGGCAGACUGAUAUGCUUCAGGUCAGGCAAUACCAGGCCAAGGAUUGUGCGCACCGUCAGGAUGGCGUUUGCUGGGACAAAUGUUAGUUUGUCCCAGCCGGAUAUAAUGCAAAAACUGACGGAGCUCAUAGACGACCUGAAGCGGAGAAGUCGCUGCUUGGGGAAAGCGAAUUCGGCGAUAUACCGAGAGGUCGACACGGUUCAACCAGAAUCGUCUCUUCCAGAGUGA
This is a messenger RNA of Parnassius apollo (apollo), 423 nucleotides long. Lineage: Eukaryota; Metazoa; Arthropoda; Insecta; Lepidoptera; Papilionidae. The record is from the annotation of a GenBank genome assembly.